ACCACUCCUGCGAAGUGUUUCAACUCAAAUACGAGAAGGCUCAUUUAGAUGGAGGAGCCUUACCGGCCUUUGCAAUGAUUGGGCUGCAGAGCUCUAGAUAAUGUUCCGAAUUCCCACACGAUGGAGCUCUGUCGUUUGCGUUUCCAUCUCCCCGUGGGCAUCUGGUGUCCAUACCUACCAUGUCUUCUGCAAAUGUCGUCUACACCGGGGUCUGGACCAACUGGUCCCAUGGCCAGAUUCGCGGUGCCACCCUCACCCUACCCCAGGAAUACGCUGGACUGUUGACCGCUUUCCUGGCCAUCUUUGUGUCCUUUGCGGGAACAAUGAUGUGGCGGAUUCUCUGCUUUAUCAUACAUCAGGCCAACACAACACCCGCUUCGGAAAAACGAGAUUUCCUACAUCACAGUCGCCAAGUGAUCCUUCGAAAUAGCGGGUCAGGAACGGCAGCCGCAUGGGCAUUCACAACACUGGCAUGGAACGCUGGUAGAAAAGCACCUCGAGGCCUACUCCGCAUCCUUCCCCUAGCGCUCCUAGCACUCCUUAAUGUAGCCUUAUUUGGAGUCUCAGGUGUCUUCACCUCGUAUGUGACCAAAGUCCCGGGAAAUACAACAAUCAUUCUAGGUCCCCACUGCGGUGGAGCUGAAUAUAGCACAGCAGUGGAUACAGGUGGAAUCUACUUCUCUAAGUUGUUGGAAGAUACAAAACAGGCGGCAGCCUAUGCGAAGCAAUGUUAUCAAGGCAGUUCAGCCUUAGCCUGCGGCACUUACGUUCGCCAAAGCCUACCUUUCACCACCCAACAAAAUGUUUCCUGCCCGUUCGCAAAGGGCUUGUGCAGGUUCAAUGACCAGUCCGCCUUUGCAAUGGACACGGGCUUGUUGGAUUCGCAUAAUGAUUUCGGGAUCAACGCCCCGCCCGAAAACCGAAUCAAAUUUCGACGACUCACUACUUGUUCUCCGAUCUAUGGCGCCGAUUUUGGUACUGAUAGGGAUGAGCCUGGUCUGGGUACAGUUGUUUAUAUCAACGCGGGACUCACGCCGCAGCUGGUUGAGAUUGGUAAUAACUGGACAUUCUCCUAUGUUGUCCGCUCCGCUUUUGACAGGUUGCAUGGAUACUCGCUGAGUUCUGUUUAUGGACAAGCCGACCCGACUGGUGCCCUCCACAGCACUGGGGCUAUGUGGUAUCCCGACCCAAAAUUGAACCAAACGGACGCAGAUAUCACCCUAAUGAUGCUCACGCAAAAUGAUGUUUAUUAUCGAACGCCAAGUGACGAUCCUUGGAUAGCAGCCCACGAAAAGCUGAACGAAAGCGAUGUAUAUACGGGGGACUACACGAUCAGUUUGCUGGGGUGCAUCGACCAAUAUCAAUUCUGCAACCCCAACGGAGAGGGCGAUGCGGCAUGCAGCAAACUGGGAGGCAUAAACUCAGUUGCCAAAGACAUGAUCGAUCGAUUCGUGUAUUUUAAUAUGAACCAACUCGCGACCUUGAAGCGAUUCAUGACAAUGUCGCACCUACACUCUAUGUAUCAAGCGGUACAAGGGCGGGGAGGUUCAGCGCUAGACAUCGGCCAAAAACUGUACAACGGACACCAGUACUCCGUCCCCCCUAACCAAUGGCAAAUCGAAGUUUCCAACUGGUUUGCCCUUUCCCUUGCCAAGGAGCAAGCAUGGGCCGUCGAAUGGGCGACCGAACCCCAGAACUUCGACUCCCCCAAAGAUGGCGAGGAUUCCCCAUGGGUGUAUAGCCCACCCACCACGCCCGAGGCCAAAUCCCAAUGUAGAAAUCAACUCGUACACAACUCGGGAGACUACAAGAGCUUAUCGAUCUUGGGAAUGGGCCUGAUCCUUGCCGUCGGGGGUAUUAUAAUCAUCCUUGGCUUGUCCUUGGAUACCUGUGUGGGGUUGUUACAGCGUGGGAAACGGGCGUAUUUGCGAGAGCAGUGGCAGACCGAGGAGACACUGGGAUUACAUGGGGCUGCUUAUCGGGCUUUGGGGGUGUCGACGAAUUGGGCCGAUGAAGUGCCACCCAGCUCGGUGUUUCAGGGUCUUAAUUCUGCCGCUGAUGGCUAUCGUUCUGUCCCCUUUGAAGGAGCCGAUGCUGAGGGGAAGUCUGACGGUGGCAUAACUGUGUCAGAGAGAUAUGGAUCACAUCGCGAUAUAGUGGCUUAGGUAUUGGUAUCGUUGGUCUGAGGGUAUUUACCUAGUUUUAUUUGUAAUAUUGUUCAUGUUGGAGUCUGUGCUUCAUGUAUAUAUCAACCCUGGAACAGGGGAUGUUCCGACUACUUAUGA
Messenger RNA from Aspergillus pseudotamarii, 2285 nucleotides. RefSeq lists its product as uncharacterized. The record is from RefSeq and is a predicted model, not a curated record. Lineage: Eukaryota; Fungi; Ascomycota; Eurotiomycetes; Eurotiales; Aspergillaceae. The coding region runs from base 180 to 2165 and encodes 661 amino acids. The transcript has 3 exons.